UGGAAGGAUGAGUCCAAAGCCAUCUCCAUCACUCACAUGGAUUCUCUGUCCAUGGCUGGCAAUAAAAUAGCUCCCGCGAUGCUCGCUGAUGCAUACAAUAGUUUAAGCUAGCGCUAGCUGGUUGCGGAAGAAGAGCUUCGUGAUCUGGUCUUCUCAUGGAGGUUGAGGUGCAGCUCUCAUGGCCGGCCUGCCUGCCUCCGCCUCUCAAAGUGGACUUUGUCGAGUGCGAAAAGCAGAGCGGAUUCGAGGCGGUCGUUGGUGCCGUUCACAUGGCGUCGGCGGCUUCCUCCCGGUGGUCCACCUGGGUUCAGCUCGGUGCAUGCACGAACGCAUGCUUCAUUAGUUUAUGGGACAAUGGACGUUGAUGCAGCAUCCUCACUGCAUUAAAGGAUUCCAUUCAAAAUGGAUGGUUGAUUCUCCUCACUGCCUUUCCUGUAUAUCCUCUCUCGGACGCAAUUGACACGGUAAGUCGUAAUCCUUCUCCGUCUCCGUCUCCGUCAACAUCAACACGUCCACCGCUUUGCUCACUGCUUCCUCCAUGUCUGGCCACAUGACUCACGUGGAGCUUUACCACACUGCUUCCUCCAUCUCUCUUUUCCGGCUUUAAUAUUCGUGCGGCGCGAGCGGGCCUCGGCGACCGCGUCGACCGUGACCGACGGGGGGAGCAAAGAACAGCAGCGGGGUGCGGGAUCUGCCACCUGAGAUGGAGGCUCCGGGUACCACAUCUACCAAAGCUCCGCGUGCACCGACGCCGGUCUCCGGCUUCCGAGCUGUGGUUGAGACGUCAUGGCCGCCAAGAGAUGGGAGGCAGGGGAAGGGUGGUGGGCGCCACCGCCAAUAAUGGUGGUCCUCCUAAGAUUCCAGGCCUCGCCCCCGCUCCUCCACAGCUACAACUCCCGACCACCUCUGCCGCUUAUUGCCAUACCGUGGUAAGGGCACCACAUGCGUCCUCCUACCCCUGGUUUGUCUCGACAAUGACGAAAAGGCCCCCAUGGCAGGUGAUUAGCAGAGAGUACGACGGGGCGAAGCACGCGUGCAACAGAAAGGGUAGGAACGUAAACGCAGUUCGAGGGUUAGGGGUGGGUGCGCCAUUGAAUGAUUGGCCUGCAGCUAGCAACGACAGCAUCUCUGAUCUCAUCUGACGUCGACGUUGCUGUCCUUGCCCCGAUUAAACCUCCCAUGAAACGUCGGAGGACUUCGGCUCGAUAAGAACAAGAGAGGGAGAGACGGAGCCUUCUCACUCGGACGAACAGGUUGAACAGGAGGCAGCAGCAGAUGGUUGUGAGGGAGAGAGAGAGAACGAAAGAGAGAGAGAGAGAGGGCCGUAGGGUUGUUGGGAGAGGGGAAUAAAAGGGAACGAUCGAUCGUUGUUGUGCUACCGGAGCCCUAUCAUGGAUUCAUCUUCUUCCUUGCUUUGACCUACCCAAACGCUGACUCGAUCCCUAAACGAAUCACGAGCCCACAAGAUAGGCGUCCCUCGUCUUCCUCCUGAACCCCUUCCGGUAGCAACAAUUGCAGCUACAUAUACCCAAUUUGCCAGGAAGAGAAUGAGCACCGAUGGAAGAGAUGGGUGAGUGGGGAUUAGCCGCUUGUUUUCGCUCCCGCUCUCCACGUAGCAGCGCUCCGAUUGCGUGCUAGAAGAAGGGGAGCUAUUGCACAGGUAAUGGAUCCGAUGACAGCAUCCACGCAUGGCUAUCAUCUCCCUCCCUUCCGCAGUCGUGACUUCCACCGUCUCCACCAUCCGCCGCAACUCCAACCCUUCCAACCGCAGCAGCAGCAGCCCAAGAUGGACGAAGAGCAGAGCAGCCUCCGUCAUGGCAACAAACGUGACAACGAUGACAGCAGCAGCAGCAACAACAAUUCGAACAGCGCUGACGGAAAGCAGCUGGCGCCUUUGGCAACCCCCGGCAACGGUGGUGCAGAGGGCCGGGAGAUCAUUCGCAAGCCACGUGGCCGCCCGCCAGGAUCGAAGAACAAACCGAAGCCACCGAUCAUCAUCACGCGAGAAAGCGCCAAUGCGCUACUAUCCCACGUGAUGGAGAUCGCCGACGGAUACGACAUCUGCGAGAGCGUCGCCACAUUCGCGUGCCGCAGGCAGCGAGGAGUCUGCGUCCUCAGCGGCAGCGGCACUGUCACCAACGUCACUCUCCACCAACCGGCCUCCCCCGGCGCCGUCGUCACUCUCCACGGCCGGUUCGAGAUCCUCUCCCUCUCCGGAUCCUUCCUGCCACCGCCCGCCCCGCCGGCUGCCACGGGCCUAGCCAUCUACUUGGCGGGGGGGCAGGGCCAGGUCGUUGGAGGGAGCGUGGUCGGGCCACUCAUAGCAUCGGGUCCCGUCAUUAUAAUCGCGGCUUCAUUCGGCACCGCCGCCUACGAGCGGCUCCCUCUCGCGGCAGAGGAGGGUCUACAAAUGCAGGGCACACUUGGAUCGCCGGAUCUGAUUGGCCAGUCGCCGCCGCCGCAGCUGCUGCCGCCUGACCCAAACAAUCUGCUCUUCCACAGCCUGCCACCAAACCUACUGAACAACGUGCAGGUGCCGGCCGAUGCUCAUGGAUGGGACGGCAGCGGACACCCUCCGCCGUAUUGAUUCGACUAAAAUUAACACUCGAUUAGUAUUUCUUCUUGUCUCAGCUGAAUUGUCUUCAAAUGGUGUUCGUUCUCGUUACUUUGACUCAUCAUCCUUGUGCCAGUGGAAGAAUAGCUCGUACAGAUGUAGACAAACCAGCUACGUACAUCUUCUGUUCUGUCGACUCUGUUCAUCUCCUUAAAUCGACUAACUUCUGCUUCCCUAAAUUAAGAAGGUUAAGUGGGAAAGAAAGGAUUCAGCAGCGUACAUGACCUCCAGGCUUGUCCUUUAGCUGCAUGGGUUGUUGCACACCACUGACCAGUCUCAGCUCCCAAAGCUCUCUCCCUCAGCAGCGGCAGCAUUCUCAUUGACACUGCUUUUGGAGGCUGGGGACUUGGAGCAAGGAGGAGUAAUGACGGACUGCAGUGCACGUGAACCGUGCAGCAGAAUCUCCUUCUCGAGGCAACACAGUUAACCUGAUAACAAGGCAGGCGUGAAUCAAAGAGGGGGUGAAGUUACUGUGCCUCUCAGUGAGUCAGGAUAAGGUUUUCAGAAGCUGCAGCACGCAGAGGAUGAUAUGGUUAUCCCUGUGUAUACCUUGAUGAUGCAGUAACUGGAAGGUACUAAAAUAUAAAUAUAAUGAUAUGCAUACUAAAAUAUUUCAUGUAUCAUACUAAAAUAUUAACCUUAUCGAACUUAUCCCACUAAUUCAAAAAUACCUAAAUUUAGAUGAAUAAUAGCACACAUGUAGCCUUCUCCUCCUCCUCCUCCUCCUCUUCUGGCAUACAGGCUCCUGGCCUGAUCCAAAGAAGCCUACAACCUCACUGGAAGCAACCACAGCCCAGCUUCUUAAACAUGAAUGAGAAUAAUACAAACAAGAACACCAUCAGUGCAUUCAAAGAUGGUUUGGGAAGGCCGGAAUUAUGUAGCCCGAUGACUAUUUUUAGUAGGUUAUCUUACCUCUCCAUAUGCUUCAUAUCCUUUCGAAUCGACUAUAACUAAUGAAAUGUGUUCUUGCUGUACCUCUCAAAUCCAUCUCGGAACAUGUCGAGCAGUCAGGAGCUUCUUCCUUGCAUGGAGCCCGAUGACCUGCGAGUGAUCAAUGAAAGCCUCAUGAUCUGCUUCCGAUGAGUGAUCCUUGUAGGACUUUCUCCCACUUCCUUACCUGUUGCGUAGUCUAAGCAUGUGAACUGUAGGAUGUACGUGAAGGAGAGGACAUGGGUUCAUGUGCUGUUGCUUGAUAUGUGCCCAGACAUCAUGUUGUGUUGUUGGUGGUGUUCCUCAGCUGUUCGAUGUCAAGUUCAACGAAUCCGGAGUCGGAUGUGUCUGGAUCAAACCUCACAUCCUUCGCCACCGGGAGAAGACCGAGGGCUGGAGAUGGAUGGUUGAUUCCAUUGGAGGCAGCUAAAUCGACGGCAUGUCUGCAAACCUGUAAAUGCCAUUUACGCAUGAAACUGCAGAAGAUGAAAACAGCUUAGCAACUUAUGCUUGCCAGAGGGAUGACGGGGAGGCGGCAGGCCAUGUGGAAAUGCUCUCCUGUACUUGCAAUCAUCAUUUACUUCCUUCCUGGUAAAUAACAAUGAUCUUGA
Musa acuminata AAA Group (dessert banana) is the source of this 4155-nucleotide messenger RNA. Its product is annotated as AT-hook motif nuclear-localized protein 22-like. Gene Ontology annotation, molecular function: DNA-binding transcription factor activity; minor groove of adenine-thymine-rich DNA binding. The record is from RefSeq and is a predicted model, not a curated record. Gene Ontology annotation, cellular component: nucleus. NCBI's taxonomy places the organism in Eukaryota, Viridiplantae, Streptophyta, Magnoliopsida, Zingiberales, Musaceae. The transcript is spliced from 2 exons. Gene Ontology annotation, biological process: vegetative to reproductive phase transition of meristem. The coding region runs from base 1664 to 2587 and encodes 307 amino acids.